Messenger RNA from Chelonus insularis, 1354 nucleotides. RefSeq lists its product as uncharacterized. Lineage: Eukaryota; Metazoa; Arthropoda; Insecta; Hymenoptera; Braconidae. The transcript is spliced from 3 exons. Bases 73 to 1119 code for a protein of 348 amino acids. The record is from RefSeq and is a predicted model, not a curated record.
AGAUGGUUUUAUAUGUGUCUCAGUGCACAAAAUUAAAUAAGUAGCUUUAUAAAAUUUAGUAAGCAAUCAACCAUGGCUUGUAACGGAUGUCAAAUUGGACAUGUUGAAGCUCUCCGUACGUUUCAUAUUGAUAAAAAGUGUUUAGAAAUUGUCAAUAAUCAUGGAAUUGCAGAUCUGCAAGUUAAGUGUACUGAAUGUGAUGAAGUUGCAAAGCUUAGCAGCGAUAAAUCACAUUGGUAUUGUCAAAGUGGGCACGGUUUUGAACGUUUAGUGCGUCCUGAUGAUCUGUUGGAAAGCCUUUAUUUAUCUCCAGCAAAAACUUGCUUAUUUCUAGCAUUAUAUUUGCAAAUGGAUUCACUUAAUCUCGAAAGACUCAUACAAGAAACGAAUAUUUCUAGUGAAUUAGCAAUUCGUUGGUCUAUCUUCAUUCGUGAAGUUUUUCAAGAUUGGUGUUUACGCAAUUCUGCCCCGGAAUUGGGUGGACAAAAUAUUAUUGUGAAGAUGAAUGAAGCUACGUUCGAAGACAAAUAUGGUUCCCAUUCCACCGACGGUACAUGGGUUUUCAGCGGCUUUGAGAAAGACAGUGGAAAUUUCUUCUUUGAAAUAGUCCCAGAUAGAGCACCAUUAACGUUAGUUAGAGUGAUUCAAAGAAGAAUUCGUCCUGGAACGAUAAUUUGGUUUAAAUCCCAGAUGGCCUGCGGUUGUCUUAAAGAAGAAGGCUUCAAUCUUCUCAAAGAAGAAUAUAAUGUAAGUUGGCUCGAUCCAAAAACCAAUACUUAUACUCUAGAAGUACCCAGGUCGCUACCCGAAAAUAAUCGAAGAAAUUACUAUAGGAGUAGUUACAUCGCAGAUCACCUUUUCCGGAAACACUUUUCAGAUUAUCGUGACCGUCUUCAUCAUUUUUUUAUGGCUGUGAAAAACUUUGAUCGGAAAAACAGAGAUCCAGUAAUUGAGAACGACGUUUCUAACAUCGACAGUGACGACGUAACAACGUGGGUUGCUUCUAUGAUAUUCUAUAUCUCUGUUUGUGCAUAUAUUUUGUUCGCAAGCCAUUUAUUUCAUAAAUUAUUAAGUCAAUAUGAUUUAGUCCCUUUCGCAAGUGGUGAUUUAACAGUAUGAGUAGUUAAUGGCAUUUUGUAAGCUUUCGAAAUUUUUUUAAUAAUCUCAAGUUGUAUUAAUGUCAAUGCUAUGGCAAUACUUGCGAAAGAUGACAUCUUUUAUAUGUGUUUUUACUUUCUGUACUUUUCUACUUUAUUUUAUUAUGUAAUUAUCUUCAAAUGAUGGAAUUUUUCUUUAAAAUUCUAAGUUUAUUGAAAUUUAUUUCUAUCUUAUAGAUCAAAAAAUUUUAUAUGUU